GAGAGAGAGAGAGAGAGAGAGAGAGAGAGAGAGAGAGAGGAGAGAGAGAUUGAGAGAGAGAGAGAGCUUCUUCUCCUAAGAGAAGAGGGGUAUUAAAUCAUUGAUAUCUCAGAAACCCUAGGACAGAUAAACAUCUCUGAUUCUUCGAUCAUUGCGUUUCAAGAUCUCGAUUGUUCGUUCACUACAGGGACUGGUUUGUGCUUCAGCAAUGGCAAACUCCAAGAGUACAUCAAAUAUCAGAAAUUUUAUGUAUUCCGGAAAGCAUCCUUUACUUCCUCCUAAAAGUCCAUUUCCUAGUGUUGCCCCAUCAUAUGCAGAUUAUGUCUUUAGUCCUGCAAUUGGAUCAAAAAUUGUUCAGAAGCCUAGAGAGGGAAAUGCACAUCACCAGAGGACUUCCUCAGAGAGCCUACUUAUAGAGGAACAACCUUCUUGGCUUGAUGAUCUCCUUAAUGAGCCAGACACACCUAUACGCAGAGGAGGUCAUCGUCGUUCAUCAAGUGACUCUUUUGCAUAUGUGGAUGCAAUUAAUGCUUCCAACCUUGAUUAUGCCACUCAAGACGAGUACAAAUAUCAUAAUAUGAUUUCUGCACCCUCUUGGGGAUCUCAAGACUUUGAUCCUCGAAAAGAUUUACGACAUGCUUCAUUAUACACAGAACUGAACUUGGUGAAGCAGAAGAAUAAAGCAUGGGAGUCUUCUUUGAAUAGUGUAAAUAACCUGGGGGGCCUUCCUUCUGCCAGGGAUAACAUUAUUCUUCAGAGUUCAAGAUCAUUAUCUACACCACAAGAAGCUGAUGGGAUUGCCUCUACAGUGAGUGAAAAGCAGGAUCAUUUUGAUUCUGGUCUUCAUGAUCCAAAGGCUUCUUCUGAGAGAAAGGACAAUUCCAAUGCUAAGCCUUAUGCAUCUGAGACAGAUGCAAAACGUGCUAAACAUGAAUAUCAUUAUUUGGCGUGCAAGGGCAAGAAGGCCAGGGUGAUGGGGGUUGCCUAAACAGGAGAGUUUUUAAGCUUACGAUGGAUUGUGUUUUGAGGAGCUUUGGGACAGAAUUUGUUUUCAGUCAGCGCUUUGGGCUUUUGUUUCCUCAGAGUUCAGAGAUACCCCUUUAUUCCUAAUUCCUUCGCCGCUGUCUCUCCCUUUUGUCGUCGUCAGCUCAUCCGCAACCAUGGCAAUAGCAAGAAAAAAGUCAAUGACUCUGAUAACAUGUCACUCGUAAAUGAGAAGCAGAGUAAGCAAAUUACAGAGAUACCGAAGAGUACAAAAUGCCACUGGUAUGGAUUGACUUGGAAAUGACUGGUGAGGGUAAUAUUGCUUUAGUAUAUAUGAAAAUGUAUAACUAAAUAACAUUGAUAAUUUCUUCGCUACUCUUGGGAACUAGUUCUAUGUGGAAUUUUGUUGUAUGGACUAUGGAGUAAAUACAUGUUGCACGACGUGACUUAUUCGAGUUUAUUAGGGGGUCAUGGGGAUACCCAUGGAAAGACAAGCUCAGGUCCUUUCCAUGAUCUUUUGUAAUCUUCCUUUCACAGUUGGAAAGGGGGAGGUUUUGUUUCUGGGAUGAUAUUUGGAUUGGGAUUCCUAUUUCAGUGUCAUUUUCUCCCAUCUCUAUAGGAUCUCUUUGCCAAUCUUCCACAAAAUUACACAGGUUGUUCACUGUUCGGCUUCCCUUCUCGAUGUUUCCUCUCGCUUCUUUCUUGCCACAAUUUGUUUUCUGUUUUAAUAUCAAUUGAGAGUGUUGAAGGGAUGUGCAAAUAGAUGGGAAGAAGUAGAAUUCAUUUUGAUUAAAGAAAGUGAGAAUUAACCUUGCUAUUUUAUACUUCUUGGUUGUUUUGAUGAAGUUGGGAAUAAGUUAAAUAGUCCAUCUUUUCUUGGUAUGUUUUGAGACCCUUCGCAUAUGCUGAUGAAAUGGUCCAUCUUUGAUUAUGCCUAAUUGCGGUUUUUAAAAUGUUCUGGAAUUGAUAUGGGCUUACUGAAAUUUUUUUUAUUAAAAAAAAAAAGAAAAACAUUAUGCAUUUAAAUGCAGAUAUUGUUUGUUGGGUCAAAAAUAAGAAAAUGGAGAGAGUAGCACAACACUACUACGCAAAAUUGGCGCAUGUUAUUUGGUGCAUGUUAUAUGCAUUGGUGCUCCCUUUUCUCAAUCGCUCUCCACGUUUUCUGCAUGCUCAAUCGUUCGUAUCUUUCAAACUUAUUAGUUUAUACUUUUCUGUGUAUAUAUUAUGUCUUGCAUUCUUUCGUUGGUUUUGAAACUAUAGCCGAGUAUACCAUAGCUCUACAACUUUCCAUUAAGUGGUUCCAAUAAUAUAGUUUCAUGUAUAAUAUUCUUUCACUCUUUUACUAAUUUUUGUUACACUAUCAAUCACUCACAGGUCAUGCUAUUCAUAAUGGUUUAAAGAAUUUCAAGAGCUUCAUUCACCCAA
This is a messenger RNA of Pyrus x bretschneideri (Chinese white pear), 2409 nucleotides long. RefSeq lists its product as uncharacterized. The coding region runs from base 209 to 988 and encodes 259 amino acids. Lineage: Eukaryota; Viridiplantae; Streptophyta; Magnoliopsida; Rosales; Rosaceae. The record is from RefSeq and is a predicted model, not a curated record. The transcript has 4 exons.